UCUCUCUCUGCUGCUACUACCUUCAAGGAAAACCCUAACACUCUCACUCCUUACUCUAGCACUGUUCCCUCACUAGGAUCUCGUACUUUGAUCUCUCUCUGGCAUUUAAUGGUGACCGUUGGAUCUCCGAUCAUGGCAAUGUGAAUGCGGUACGGCACUCUCUUUGCUUGAUCCUACCUGUGAUCGUCACCGGUGAUUCUGCGAUUUUGUCAUUUCAUCUUCUGGUGCCAGAGUCCCUGAUUCGGUGUGUUUUAACUUCUGGUGACUCUUUGCGUGCUGUUUUUGGUUUGGACUGUAUGCGAGUUGGAGCCAUCCGGAUCCAAGUGACACUGGUACAUUUCGUGACUUGCGUUGAAUUCUGAAAAUAGCUGGUUUCGUUUGAGUAAUUGCUUCAACUUUAGAAAUAAAUUGUUUGCAUGGUGAAACAGAUCUUAUGAUCCAUUGCAAUUGAUGCUAGUGAACAUGGGGUUGUCAGACUUCCAGUGCGUCCUUAUAAUUUUAUCAUCUCUUUUGGCUGCUGCAAAGGCCGAGAUUUAUGUAGUAACUAUUGAAGGUGAACCUGUCAUAAGUUACACCGGAGGUCUUGAUGGGUUUGAAGCCAUUGCUGUGGAAUCUGAUGAGAAGAUUGACACCACAAGUGAAUUGGUAACUUCUUAUGCUCAUCACCUUGAGAGUAAACAUGAUAUGCUUCUUGGGAUGCUGUUUGAACGGGGAACCUACAAGAAACUUUACAGUUAUAGUCAUCUUAUAAAUGGGUUUGCUGUUCAUAUUUCCCCUGAACAGGCAGAAACCCUUAGACGUGCUCCUGGAGUGAAAUCUGUAGAGAGAGACUGGAAAGUGAAGAGACUUACAAUACAUACGCCACAAUUUUUGGGGCUUCCAACAGAGGUAUGGCCAACAGGAGGUGGCUUUGACAGGGCCGGAGAAGAUAUUGUGAUUGGAUUUGUAGACUCUGGAAUCUAUCCACACCAUCCAAGCUUUGCCAGUCGCAACACCGAACCAUAUGGACCAGUUCCAAGAUACCGAGGAAAAUGUGAAAUUGAUCCAGAUACAAAGAAGGACUUCUGCAAUGGGAAGAUUAUUGGAGCACAACAUUUUGCUCAAGCUGCGAUAGCUGCUGGGGCAUUUAAUCCGUCUAUUGACUUUGCUUCUCCCUUAGAUGGGGAUGGACAUGGAAGUCAUACAGCUGCUAUUGCAGCUGGAAAUAAUGGAAUUCCUGUGAGGAUGAAUGGGUAUGAAUUCGGGAAAGCAAGUGGAAUGGCUCCCCGUGCAAGGAUUGCUGUGUACAAGGCACUGUAUAGGCUUUUUGGAGGCUAUGUUGCUGAUGUAGUUGCUGCAAUUGAUCAGGCUGUGCAUGAUGGGGUGGAUAUACUGAGUCUGUCAGUUGGACCAAAUAGCCCUCCAGCAACUACUAAGACGACAUAUUUGAACCCUUUCGAUGCUACACUUCUUGGAGCUGUGAAAGCAGGUGUAUUUGUUGCGCAGGCUGCUGGAAAUGGUGGUCCUUUUCCUAAGACCUUGGUUUCAUAUAGUCCUUGGAUAGCUUCUGUGGCAGCUGCGGUUGAUGAUCGUAGAUAUAAGAACCAUCUGACCCUUGGAAAUGGAAAAAUGUUAGCUGGAAUUGGGCUGUCACCUUCCACACAUCCAAAUCAAACAUACAAAUUAGUUGCUGCCAAUGAUGUGCUGCUAGAUUCUUCAGUUAUGAAGUACAGCCCCACAGAUUGCCAGAAAGCAGAAGUCUUGAGCAAGAAAUUGGUGGAGGGGAAUAUUCUUCUUUGUGGCUAUUCUUUCAAUUUUGUUUCUGGUACUGCAUCAAUAAAGAAAGUCUCUGAAACAGCCAAGGCCCUUGGUGCUGUCGGAUUUGUUCUUUGUGUGGAAAAUGUUUCUCCUGGAACAAAAUUUGAUCCAGUUCCCGUUGGCAUCCCUGGGAUUCUUAUCACUGAUGUCAGCAACACAAAGGAACUUAUAGAUUAUUAUAAUACCUCUACACCAAGAGACUGGACAGGGCGCGUGAAGAGUUUCAAAGGUACAGGUAAUAUAGGGGAUGGUUUGGUGCCUACUCUUCAUAAAUCUGCUCCACAGGUGGCAUUGUUCUCUUCUCGGGGGCCAAAUAUAAAGGACUUCAGCUUCCAAGAGGCAGAUCUUCUCAAGCCAGAUAUAUUAGCUCCUGGUUCAUUGAUUUGGGCUGCUUGGUCUCCCAAUGGAACUGAUGAACCCAAUUAUGCAGGGGAUGGAUUCGCAAUGAUUUCUGGAACAAGCAUGGCCGCACCGCAUAUUGCUGGGAUAGCUGCUCUUAUAAAGCAGAAACAUCCUCAAUGGAGCCCCGCUGCUAUUAAGUCGUCCUUGAUGACAACAUCAUCCAUUCUAGACAGAGCAGGAAGGCCUCUUCUAGCACAGCAGAGUUCCGACACACAAGCUUUUAAGCUGGUCACGGCUACUCCUUUUGAUUAUGGGAGUGGACAUGUUAAUCCAAGAGCUGCCUUGGACCCUGGGCUCAUAUUUGAUGCAGGAUACGAAGAUUACUUGGGGUUCUUGUGCACCACACCCGGCAUUGAUGUUAACGAGGUAAAGAAGUACACACACACGCCAUGCAACAGUAGCAUGGGCCAACCAUCAAAUUUCAAUACUCCAUCAAUUACAGUUGCCCAUCUUGUGGGAACACGAACCGUCACUCGCACUGUCACAAAUGUCGCCGAGGAAGAAACCUAUGUUAUCACAGCCAGAAUGGGACCAGCCGUUGCCAUUGAAGUAAGCCCUCCAGCUAUGACUAUCAAACCAGGUUCGUCGCGAAAGUUCUCCGUCACGCUUACAGUUCGCUCAGUGACUGGAACCUAUAGUUUUGGGGAGAUUUUAAUGAAAGGUAGCAGAGGGCACAAGGUAAGGAUUCCUGUUCUGGCCAGUGGAUACCAACGUUAGCUUAGUUUGCUCAGAAGAGGGAAGUGAUGCUUGUAAUAUUCUUUGUAACUUGUUGAAAAUAAGGUAUGUGGCUAGGUUUAUAUAUAGUCCAAGAGAUAUAUGACAUGGAAUAGGGUGUAAAGGUAAGCUGGUGUGAGGGGAGAUUUCUUGUUUCUUCCACUUCUAAAGUUAUGCCAAUUGUGUCUUGUGAUUUGUUGGAAUGCUUGAAGAAAAGGGUUUAUUUAUGUAUCAAUCUCUUCCCCACUGCUGCUGCAGGUGCAU
This is a messenger RNA of Neltuma alba, 3177 nucleotides long. RefSeq names its product subtilisin-like protease SBT2.5. The record is from RefSeq and is a predicted model, not a curated record. Gene Ontology annotation, biological process: proteolysis. The transcript has 12 exons. Lineage: Eukaryota; Viridiplantae; Streptophyta; Magnoliopsida; Fabales; Fabaceae. Gene Ontology annotation, molecular function: serine-type endopeptidase activity. Bases 451 to 2916 code for a protein of 821 amino acids.